GCAGUUGAAAUCCGGUUGACAACCGUGUAAACUUGGCAACGAGCUCCUACAUCAAGCCCUUAGCGAAAAGGCCCUGAAAUAUCUUGGAGAAAGGGCGACAAAACAAACUUUUCAGGAUGUAUAAGUUAGAUUUACCUAUCGAUUACAAGGAGGCGGCUGCAAUUGAGCGCCGUAAAUUGAUGGAAGAACAGAGAAAAUCUAGAAUAUUCAACUCAAAGACUAGAACAAUCGGGAUCGAUGCUCAAGCCAUAGAGCAACAAAAUUUAGAUAAGAAACAACAGGAGGAAUAUGAAAGAAGUCGGGACAGAUCUUUUGCUGCUGAUGCUGUACGAAAUGAUAAAAUUUCUAUGAUGUUGGAACAAAGACAGAAUCAUGAUGUGAGGGAAUUAAAUAAAGCUGUGAACGAUUUCCGUUCGAUGCACCAACAGCCUGGGAGUAGACGAGAAUUUGAUCUGUACGAUCCUGAUUACCUUAAGAAGGACAAACCUGCCAGGGUCAGUGAUGAUGACCCAAGGUGUGGAAUUUCUAGUCUUCAAAAGUUUGAAGGUGAAGACUUAAACAAUAAGGCUAGAUUGAACUACCAACAAGAACAGCUAAGAGAAUGGUCAACACAACAAAGCCAAGAGAAGGAUCAGGCCAAGAGGAACAUGGAUCAGGCCAACCGUCUGUACGAACUGAAAAUGCGAGAGCUUGACCAGAGGGCAAUGGACCUUGCUAAUUCUGAGGAGGAAUGUCGGCGGGCAAUAAAUAUGGCUGUGAAAGAUUAUAACCAAGCCUUGGACCGAGAACGAUCGGAGAAGGAAAGAUUACAGAAACAGCAGAAUCACGAUGACAACAUGACAGAGAUCGCCAACCACAUCUUUGGGGACGUGCUGACGGAGAAUCCGUCUGUGGCACAGAGCGCGUUUGGACCUCAUCGUGUUAUCACUGACAGGUGGAAGGGCAUGAGUCCUCAACAGUUGGACCACAUCCGUAACCUGCAGGAACUCCAGAGGGCAGAGAAAAAUAGACAUGACCAGGAGGAGGAGCUAAGGAACAAGGAAUGGGAGAGACAACAGGUGGCAAACGCUCGUGCUGCUAUGCUUCUGGAGCGUGAAAUGGACCGCAAGAGGCGUGAACUGGACCGUGAACAAGCAGAUGAGAACCGACGACUUGCUAGCGAGCAGACAUCACACAAGGAUUUCCUGAACAAGGAGGUGUACACCAACCCUCCCACGGCAGCCUACUUCACACAGUUCAACACAACCACUCGAUAGGAGGAACAACAUGUGCUAGGGGGGUGGAUGGGUUUGAAUAGCAUACAGACGUAUAAGGUGAAGGGGGUGGGGAGGGGGAGGUUAGAUUACAGAUGGUGCCAAUAUAUUUCAUGAUUUUGGUAUAUAUAUCUGAAAGAAAAUGAAGAUCCAAUGAUAUCAUUUAGAUUAAGAUCUUGGUUUUUUUCCUGGGGGUAGGGCAAGGGAGGGUUACAAUUUUUAAGGGAGGAAUUAAUUUCGUUACGAACAAAUCCUCACUUUUGAGCAUGCAUCUGUACUUAAAUGUAAUAAGGGUGAGGGAUGGGGUUUUGAGUGAAGGUGAUGGUGGUAAAUUAAGACUGAAUUAUUGAUCCGAUAAUUAGUAUAAAAGCUGUAUAUGCCAUGCAUAGUGUCUGAAAUUGAUUUUGAAUGUGGGUGGGAUCAGGUCGGGUGGGGGGUAGGGAGGUGUAUGGGGCCAGAGGGAUAUGUGACAGUGAAGGAAAAAAAUAUAAUAGCCAUAAUUAUGGAUCAAUUAUUGCUGCCAAGUCCACACUAUGAGUCAGUAUUUGUAGGAACUCAC
This is a messenger RNA of Mizuhopecten yessoensis (Yesso scallop), 1812 nucleotides long. Its product is annotated as RIB43A-like with coiled-coils protein 2. The coding region runs from base 117 to 1256 and encodes 379 amino acids. The record is from RefSeq and is a predicted model, not a curated record. The transcript is spliced from 6 exons. NCBI's taxonomy places the organism in Eukaryota, Metazoa, Mollusca, Bivalvia, Pectinida, Pectinidae.